Molecule: messenger RNA, 396 nt
Organism: Peronospora matthiolae
Lineage: Eukaryota; Oomycota; Peronosporomycetes; Peronosporales; Peronosporaceae
Source: the annotation of a GenBank genome assembly
AUGGGUGUCCGUACCAAGACCGUGAAGGGCUCUGCCGUCAAGAUCAUUGAGAAGUACUACUCGCGUCUCACCCUUGACUUCGACACGAACAAGCGUGUGUGCGAUGAGGUUGCCAUCAUCCCGUCGAAGCGCAUGCGCAACAAGAUUGCGGGUUACAUCACGCACCUGAUGAAGCGUAUCCAGCACGGCCAGGUGCGUGGCAUCUCGCUGAAGCUGCAGGAGGAAGAGCGCGAGCGUCGUAUGGACUUUGUUCCGGAGGUGUCGGCCAUUGACACGGAAAACAUUGAAAUCGACAACGACACGAAGGACCUACUUGUCCACUUGGACCUCAAGCUGGCCGGCGUGCACGUGCCUCAGCUAAAGGCCCGUGAGCAGCAGCACCACCACCGCAACUAA